Molecule: messenger RNA, 735 nt
Organism: Prunus mume (Japanese apricot)
Lineage: Eukaryota; Viridiplantae; Streptophyta; Magnoliopsida; Rosales; Rosaceae
Source: RefSeq, a predicted model, not a curated record
UCACUUUCCCGGAAAAUGUCACCAGCAAUCAGCAAAUGCAACAAAAUCCGACGCAUUGUGAGAAUCCGUCAAAUGCUACAAAGCUGGCACAAGAAGGCCCGCCUCGCGGCAGCACGUGCGCCGUCCGACGUCCCCGCAGGACACGUGGCGGUCUGCGUGGGGAGCAGCUGCAGGCGGUUUAUCGUGCGCGCGACGUACCUGAACCACCCCAUCUUCCAGAAGCUUCUAGUACAAGCCGAGGAGGAGUACGGCUUCGCCAACCAAGGGCCUUUGACUAUCCCGUGCGACGAGUCGUUUUUCGAGGAGGUUCUCCGGGUCGUGGCCAGGUCCGAGUCCAGUAACUCCGGGCGGUUCUUAAGCAUCGAUGAUCUCCAGAGACGCUGCCACGUGGAUGUUUUGAGUCAGCUUGAAUAUUUGGGUGAAUCUCGGCCGUUGCUUCACGGGCUUGCUGAUAAAUCAGUAUGUUAGCUGUGGAUUUUGAGAGGAGCGGGUCGAGUUGAGACGACUCAGCUGAGUUUCCGAGUUGCAUGGACUGCUCACUGCUAGCUAACUAGUGACUACAAAUAUGAGUUAACUAAUUAUUUUUUAUUUAUUUUUGGGCAAAGAUAGAAAAUUAGUAUUUUUUUGUUUUGUUUUGAGAUGUGGUUAAUAUUUGUGUAAUAUUGUAAAAUUUGGGAAGUGUAAUUGUAGAAUUUCAAGACAGAAAUAUUCAAACAAAAUAUUUGUUGUGACUAA